AAAAAGAAAAUGAAGAUGUUAAAAUAUCUAGAAUCGAUGCUUUUCGGAGAGCCCAUACCAAGAAGAAUGGUGAACCUGUAACCCAAUGACAUAUGAUAUUUUUGGUUCAUUGAAUGAGAUUCUCCAUGAAGACCCAAAAUCUGGAACUACAGACAACGCUGAUGAGGAUGCCUUGACAAAAUUGUUUGGUAACCCAAAAUCUGGUCGUUUAAUCGGACACGGAAGAGGCGUAACAAGGUCGAAGGUUUGUGGUAAAGUUACACCAAGCAAAGGACAGUCUCGCAAUGUACCGCAGUCAAACAAUAUUCAGUCCCCUAAGAGUAUUGCACUAGAAAAAAGACAUAACUUUACAGAAGGGAAGAAUGCUUGCUACUUGCUUGACUGGGCAGAUGUAAUUGUUGUUGAAGGUCAUUGGGAUUCUAGUGAUCCAAAGAUAAUUGUACAUGGAAAGCCUCUUGGACCAGACUUUAUGCGAGUAUGGGUUGAUGUUGAUAUUGUACCAGAAUCUUACUUAUUUCAUCCUAAUAAUGCGAUGCUUACAAUACAAGAAGCAGUUGGUUCCACAGUUGCAUGACCUUCUAAAAAAGUUAUUCCAAGAGAUGUGACAAGCAAAAUAGAAAAAGAUACUUAAUUUUGAAGGCUUUGUGUUGGGCAGCUAUAGAAUAUUUUGUGUUGAAAGUAGUAACUAUCAAAAUAUUGAAUAUUUAAGACUACUUGAAUACUUAAAGAACAUUUUGUUGUUGAUGACAGUGUUGAAUGUUUUAAACUAAUUUGUGGAUUGUUAAUA
Molecule: messenger RNA, 787 nt
Organism: Humulus lupulus (European hop)
Lineage: Eukaryota; Viridiplantae; Streptophyta; Magnoliopsida; Rosales; Cannabaceae
Exons: 5
Coding region: 86-574 (162 amino acids)
Source: RefSeq, a predicted model, not a curated record